AUGGCUGGCAUGGGCUGGGCGGUGGUCGUCGGGGAUGCUUUCGCUUUAAUGAAGCUAAAGAAUGUGAACAUCUUUGUAACCCUAGGCUUUGUUUUCUUCUUACAGCAAAGAGCUCCAGGGAAAGUUUUGCAUGAUGCUGUUUGCAACCACCUGAACCUUGUUGAAGGCGACUAUUUUGGCCUUGAAUUUCCAGAUCAUAAAAAGAUGAUGGUGUGGCUUGAUCUUUUGAAGCCUGUUAUGAAACAGAUUAGAAGACCGAAGCAUGUUGUUGUAAAAUUUGUGGUAAAAUUCUUCCCACCUGACCAUGCUCAGCUGCAGGAGGAACUGACAAGGUACCUAUUUGCAUUGCAAGUGAAGCAGGACCUGGCACAGGGAAGGCUAACGUGUAAUGAUACCAGCACUGCCCUCUUAAUCUCGCACAUAGUACAGUCUGAGAUUGGGGAUUUUGAUGAAACCAUAGACCGUGAACACUUAGCGAAGAACAAGUAUAUACCUCAGCAAGAAGCACUAGAAGACAAAAUCAUGGAAUUUCACCGUAGCCACAUGGGACAGACACCAGCAGAGUCUGACUUCCAGCUUUUGGAGAUUGCCCGUCGCCUGGAAAUGUAUGGAAUACGCUUGCAUCCAGCCAAGGACAGGGAAGGGACAAAAAUCAACCUGGCUGUUGCCAACACAGGCAUUCUGGUGUUUCAGGGUCACACCAAGAUCAAUGCCUUCAACUGGGCUAAGGUUCGAAAGCUGAGCUUCAAGAGGAAACGUUUUCUUAUCAAACUACGGCCUGAUGUGAAUAGUUCAUUCCAGGACACCCUGGAAUUCCUUAUGGCCAGUCGAGAUUUUUGCAAGUCUUUCUGGAAGAUCUGUGUGGAGCAUCAUGCCUUUUUCAGGCUUUUUGAGGAACCUAAACCAAAGCCUAAACCUGUUCUUUUUUCUAGAGGUUCAUCAUUUAGGUUCAGUGGUCGGACUCAGAAGCAAGUUCUUGACUACGUUAAAGAAGGAGGGCACAAAAAAGUGCAGUUUGAAAGGAAACACAGCAAGAUUCAUUCCAUCAGGAGUCUGACUGCACAGCCUUCAGAACAGCAUUCAGAGGUGCCAAAACAAGUCAGUGAUAGCUCUAGCUUUGCCUAUGGAGACGACAGUGAUGCUGCAGCGGUGCAGAGCUGCCGGCAAGGAAAGGAAUUGAAAGCUUCAACAGAAGACACUGGACAGCACAAGAGUCCUUCCUUGAAGAAGAGCCCAAAGGAAGGCAGAAAAGUGGACGGAGCAGUGGUGUCAACAGUGGAGGAAGAAGAGGAGGCUGCUAAGGACAGGAUGCAGCAGAACAGACCUCAAUCACAGCAACCAAGCACAGGUCCAGCUUCCAGGGCUGCUCAUGGCAGCAGCACCUCCAUUCCUUUCAUUGACUGCAGUGAUGUAGAUAGCGAGUAUGAUCUCCUCAGAGGACAAAUAACCCGGUCAUAUUCCCAAACAAAUGACAAUUAUGAGGGUGAUUUGACCAGUGGUGCCUAUAUUCACCUCAGAGAUGAAAAUCGCAAUAGAACUAGAUAUAGGGAUUCCUCAGCCUCUAUAAAGUCUUCCCAGUAUCUCUCUGAAGAGUACCUUGAUGAUAACCCGGCUAAUCUCUCCUUCUACGCUGGGGGAAGCCCCCGGAUGCCAAGGCACAGCUCGCUGGUUGAUGAAAUGUUUAGAGGGCCAGGGAGCCGUAGUCCGCUGGCCACUCCAUUGCCUCCCAGUAGCAAAGGGUCAAGCCCUAGUAUGAGCCUGAGUAGAACUGGCUCUCAGGGUUAUGGCUCAGAAAAUGGGCAUGACUGCAGGGUGAGGCCUGGGGAGGAGGAUAGCCAUGCCAGUAGUUGCCAUGGGUAUUGCAGAUAUUCUCCAGGUUCUCAACGGCAUCAUGCACAGAAAAUCCCAAAUCUCUGCAAUAAAUCAGUUACAGAUCCAUUUAUCCUGAGCCAGAUAUCCUCAACGCCCGGGCAGGAGUAUAGAUCAGAGAGUUAUUGUAAAGGAGGCGGGGUGGCCAAGAUAUCUUCUCCAGAAGGCAAAAUGAUGGCCAACGGCAUGCCAGCCGGGGCACAGGUGAAGCAGAGCCCAGUCAUGCAGUCACUCCAUGCCAGUGGCAUGCUGGAUCACAUGGCUGCAGUCCAGAUGAUGGAGGGCUCCACCAGCAGUGGGACAGAAUCUAGCGAUUCUGACUCGGAAAUCAUUAACCCCUUCACUCAUCCCCUGGUGUUUGGAAAUCCCAUUGUGCUGAGUUCCUCUCCCAUGCCUAGAAAUAAGUACUCCUUUGGAAGCCUUCAGCUUGAUGAGGAGGUAGAGGAGGAUGCAUCUGUUGGCCUCAGUGAUGAAGAUGGUGUGCAGGUCUUCAGCUGCUAG
Cariama cristata (Red-legged seriema) is the source of this 2370-nucleotide messenger RNA. Its product is annotated as FERM, RhoGEF and pleckstrin domain-containing protein 1-like. Gene Ontology annotation, cellular component: cytoskeleton. The transcript is spliced from 12 exons. The coding region runs from base 1 to 2370 and encodes 789 amino acids. Gene Ontology annotation, molecular function: guanyl-nucleotide exchange factor activity; cytoskeletal protein binding. NCBI's taxonomy places the organism in Eukaryota, Metazoa, Chordata, Aves, Cariamiformes, Cariamidae. The record is from RefSeq and is a predicted model, not a curated record.